This is a messenger RNA of Dromiciops gliroides (monito del monte), 1595 nucleotides long. RefSeq names its product FGF1 intracellular binding protein (gene FIBP). Gene Ontology annotation, biological process: platelet aggregation. Gene Ontology annotation, molecular function: fibroblast growth factor binding. The record is from RefSeq and is a predicted model, not a curated record. Lineage: Eukaryota; Metazoa; Chordata; Mammalia; Microbiotheria; Microbiotheriidae. Gene Ontology annotation, cellular component: nucleus. The transcript has 10 exons. The coding region runs from base 114 to 1187 and encodes 357 amino acids.
CCGGAAGUGGUCCCUGGCUCGCAGCGGGUGCUGGAGCUAAGGCCCAGUUGCACCCGGAAGCGGUGGCUAGUCCCGGGGUCGAGUCCCGUGGGGUUCGGGCAUCCAGCUCCGCCAUGACCAACGAGCUGGACAUCUUCGUGGGGAACACGACCCUCAUUGACGAGGAUGUAUACCGGCUCUGGCUGGACGGAUACUCGGUGAGCGAUGCCGUGGGGCUGCGGGUGCGCUCGGGCAUCCUGGAGCAGACGGGGGCCACGGCGGGAGUGCUGCAGAGCGAUACCAUGGACCACUACCGCACCUUCCACAUGCUCGAGCGCCUGCUGCAUACACCGCCUAAGCUGCUGCACCAGCUCGUCUUCCAGAUCCCGCCGUCCCGGCAGGCCCUGCUCAUCGAGAGGUACUACGCCUUUGAUGAAGCCUUUGUCCGGGAGGUGCUGGGGAAGAAGUUGUCCAAGGGCACCAAGAAGGACUUAGAUGACAUCAGCGCCAAGACUGGAGUGACUCUCAAGAGCUGCCGGAGACAGUUUGACAACUUCAAGAGAGUCUUCAAGGUGGUGGAGGAAAUGCGGGGCUCCCUGGCCGGCAAUAUCCAGCAGCAUUUCCUCCUCUCUGACCGGCUGGCCAGGGACUAUGCUGCUGUCGUCUUUUUCGCCAACAACCGCUUUGAGACAGGGAAGAAGAAGCUGCAAUAUUUGACUUUUGGGGACUUGGCCUUCUGUGCAGAGUUGAUGAUUCAGAACUGGACGCCUGGUGCUGUGGACUCUCAGGUCGAUGACACCGACGUAGACCUGGACAAGGAAUUUCUCCAGGACCUGAAGGAGCUAAAGGUGCUGGUGGCCGACAAGGACCUCCUUGAUCUGCACAAAAGCUUGGUGUGCACUGCUCUCCGAGGGAAACUCAGCGUCCUUCCAGAGGCAGAAGCCAACUUCAAGAACCUGUCUCGAGGGUUGGUCAACAUCGCCUCCAAGCUAACCCACACCAAGGAUGUGCGUGACCUGUUUGUGGACCUCGUGGAGAAGUUUAUAGAGCCGUGCCGCUCCGACCGGUGGCCGCUGAAUGACGUCCGGCUCUUCCUGAACCAGUAUUCAGCUUCUGUCCACUCCCUGGAUGGCUUUCGGCACCAGGCCCUUUGGGAUCGCUACAUGACCACUCUUCGAAGCUGCCUCUUGCGCAUGUAUCACGACUGAGGGCCCGGGGCUCCACCUCUAGGCCCAGGACACCUGCUCUGCAGUUCCUCACCUGGGCCCUGCCUACUCUGUGGAUGGGAGGAAGGGGAAACUGAACUUGGGCCCAGAGAGGGCAGCUCAGCCCCCUGACACACCAACUCAUCAUUUCCACUGUGGGCAGGCGGGAGCCCAGGCCCUGGGAGGGGAGCUUAACUCGACCUGGGGGCAGGUAUCCCAGGCCUGAGGUCCCCUGGUACAGCCCCUCCUGCCCUGUGGAUUGGGGUGGGGCAGUGGGGAACCAGGCCCCAGGAAGGGCAGCUCAGCCAGACCCCAGCGGCUCACUAGCUAGCCCUGGGCCCUGUGGGCCAAAGCCCCGCUUUGUGCUGAUAAUAAAUGGGCAGACCUAGGGCUGAGCCCUGACCUUGGAGA